GGGGCGGAGCGCACAAACCCUACGGGGUUUGGUUGCACCGCGGCUUUGGCGCAUUUUCGGCUGGUUUGAUUCAUCCAUUUUGAAGAGACGGGGGAGCGGGGGGCUCGUCAGAUCCAGGGACCUCAAACCAGCAGCCGCCGACUCUUGAGAAGCCAGCAGCCCGGGGCUCGGCAGCAGCGGCCCCGCCGGCCGGAGCGGGGGGGUGGGGCGCCGAGUGCGCGGGGAGGGGGGUCCUGGUCCUCGGCUCCUCGACUUGGUCGCGCCUCGACAGCGAACAUGUCUCGGCCUGUCAGAAAUAGGAAGGUUGUGGAUUACUCUCAGUUUCAGGAAUCAGAUGAUGCAGAUGAAGAUUAUGGAAGAGAUUCAGGCCCUCCUGCUAAGAAGAUUCGGUCAUCUCCCCGAGAGGCUAAAAAUAAGAGGCGAUCUGGAAAAAAUUCACAAGAAGACAGUGAAGACUCAGAAGAAAAAGAUGUGAAGACCAAGAAGGAUGAUUCUCACUCGGCAGAAGACAGCGAAGAUGAAAAAGAUGAUCAUAAAAAUGUACGCCAGCAACGACAGGCAGCAUCUAAAGCAGCUUCUAAGCAGAGAGAGAUGCUCUUGGAAGAUGUUGGCAGCGAGGAAGAGCCGGAAGAAGAUGAUGAGGCGCCAUUCCAGGAGAAAGAUUCUGGCAGCGAUGAAGAUUUCCUAAUGGAAGACGACGAUGAUAGUGAUUAUGGCAGUUCAAAAAAGAAAAACAAAAAGAUGGUUAAGAAGUCCAAACCUGAGAGAAAAGAAAAGAAAAUGCCCAAACCCAGACUAAAGGCAACAGUGACGCCAAGUCCAGUGAAAGGCAAAGCGAAAGUGGGUCGCCCCACAGCUUCGAAGAAAUCAAAGGAAAAAACUCCUUCUCCCAAAGAAGAGGAUGAGGAAGCAGAAAGCCCUCCAGAAAAGAAGUCCGGAGACGAAGGGUCCGAGGAUGAAGCCUCAUCUGGGGAAGAUUAAAAGUGAUGUUUAGGGAGAGGUUUUAUUAAAAACAAAGGAAACCUCUGUAGGACACGGUUUGGGCUGUGGCUUGACUCAUGGGCUUUCAGUGCUAUUUCAUUUGUCUAGAAUAAUGUUUUUCUCUCUAUCAUAUAUCUCUUUCCCUCUUAAAACCAUUGGGUUUUUUGUUUGUUUGGGUUUUUUUUUUGUUUGUUUGUUUGGUUUUUGUUGUUGUUGGGUUUUUUUGGUUUUUUUUUUUUUUCAAGAUAGGGUUUCUCUGUGUAGCCCUGGCUGUCCUGGAACUCACUUUGUAGACCAGGCUGGCCUCGAACUCAGAAAUCUGCCUGCCUCUGCCUCCCGAGCUCUGGGAUUAAAGGGGUGCACCACCACCGCCUGGCUCUUAAAACCAUUGUAUGCUUACGUGUUUAAGUUGCCAUUUUGUCUCAGUCUUUUCUUUGCCAAUCCCCUCCCCCCACGAAAGCCAUGUCAAUCAAUCACUGGAGUGACUGUUUGAUUUUCGAGUUGUCAAUGGAGGGAAGGAAUGCCAUGGCUGCAAAGCAAUAAGAUUUCAGGUGGACGCUAUGGAAACUGCUUCUUGCUAGAGAACAGCAACUUGAACAAUAAUCAAAAACAAAAAACUAGAAAGGUUUUAAUUAAAUAUUUGUUCUUUCUUUUCCUGUACUUUUGACAGACCAGUUGUCACUUAACAUGAGUUUAUAUGUCUGAACUGUAAGUGUCAAAAAGAAUCAUGACUCUAAAUUAGUACUAGUGAGGCAGUUGGGGUGAACAUGAAUUCUGGAUUAACUCAGCACUCACAUUAUUUCCUUGGGUGUGGAGGGAAUGGUGUUCCUGGAACUUAGUGGAUUUGUUAUUCUCAAAGAGAUUCAGAGCCAGUGCUUCUUUUGUCUUGAUAACGGUCUUUUUUCUUUUUUUUUUUUUAAGUAGGCCACCAGAAUCAGUCUUAAUUUCAUAUUUUAUUCAUGUUUUCAUUGAUUCAAGUUUUUAAAAUACUUCCUGUUUUUGGGUAGUUUCACCAAUGAUCCAAAAUUAAAAAGAGAUUUCUUUGAAUUUCGAUGAUGAAUUUACCCCUCACAGUGCAUUUCUUCACAGGCUGACAAUGUUAAAAGUUUUAAGCAAAUAAAGUUUGAGUUAGUGUGAAGCUCAGAUAUAAAAGAUUGAGAUUUAUCCUUUAUGAAUACAAAUAAUUGAAAUGAGGGCCCAUGAACCAUGCCACAGUUGUUUCCUUUCGAUAUUUAAAUCUUUCCUCCAUAGUAACAUGAUAAUGACAUAAUCUCACAACCUCCUCCUGCUGCUUCCAUACUGUGGAGUUGUUUGCUUCUUAGUUGGUCUGACCCCUCCUUUCUGUUUAUGCUUCUUUUUAAAGCAAGAGCCUGAGCCUCAAUGGGAUGAAUGAACUGUAUUUUAUUUAGGGUGCCUCUGUGCCAUUGAUAACAGUCUAGAUACCUUAGCAAAGCAUCAAGAUCAGGUUUGAUCCUCCACAUUCAGGUCCCACUCGCCAAUAGAAGAAAAGAUUAGGGGUCCUAUUAUGCUAUUAAAAAUUUAGUGGAGUAAUUUCUGUAUAUUUUUCUGCACUUAAGCUAAAUUUGCUUCCUCAGUAUUCUGCCUUUGUGUUUUUUAAGUGACAUGUUUGUCUCAGACAGUGUCAUUUUCUUAUAGGUGUUCAUAGGACAAAGGGUUAUUUAAGAAAUAUUUUUACUCUGGUUUUUAAGACACUUUAAAGAACAUUCUUAGAUCUGCUUUAAAAUAAAUAAAUGAAUAAAUAAAGCACCUAGUAGCAGAGAGUUAUUUCAACCCUGCACUGCUAAUAAAUGAGUAUUAACAUGGCCAAAAAUAGAAACUUGAACAUAAGCAGUUGGAUUAUUGUAUUCUGUAAUGGGAUAUAAGGUUGUGAGCUAUGUAGUUGGUAUUACAGAUUAUUCUAUUUGCUGUGGUGGGCUUGCUCAGGAACCCGUCCUUAAAGAAAGAAGAGACUCACCAUUUCCACCAGGCAUCUCUCCCUUUUAGGGGUUUAUAACUCAGUCUUACAUUCCUAGUGACAUUUAGGCUUUUCUUAGGUUAUGUUUCAUGAAAAGUUGUGGGUAGGGUCUCUUUCAACUUUAGGCCUCAAUUUUUUAACAAUCUCUUUAAUAAUCUGCACUAACAUCUCUGAUUUUAUCUACCUAUAAUUGAGAAAUAAUACUAUCUUCUACGUUACUUGUGUAAAAGGUGUGUCUGAUUGGACUUGUUUAGAAUUCCUUUUAAAACUAACUCAUUAGAUUGAAGGUAUAUUUUCUAAUUACAGUUCAGUUGGGUUAAUGGUGUCUCAAAUGAGCACACAGGCUUUAAGUGACCUUUGUUUUCACUUUUUUUUUUAGUGGUUUAUAACACUCUGGUCUUCCCUUCAAAUCGUGUAUGCAAACAGGAACACAUUUAAUGUGACUCAACUGGAAACCGGUGCUCAGCAGUUAGGUGUAACAAUGAUAUGAGGGUGUGCCCCUCAGUUCAUAAUGACUGGCCCUUGGCACCUCUAUGGCUUACUCUCCUUCCUCUUUUCCUCUGUCUUUUUCUUUCUGGUGUGCCUAUAGUGAAGUGGCAAUGUAUUCAACUGUCUUACUUUGCAGUGCUCAGGAAUGGGAUGCUCAUUUGAAGGUGCUUGUCUGUUACUGAUGCUCAGCUAGGUUUACCUCUUUAGUAGAUGCAGCAGUUGAGCUAACACUACAUUCUAGUUCUCUAGGCUCUGGUUAAAGCCUUUGUCUCCCCCUGUCAGAAAUGGUAGCCUCUGUGUUGCCCAGUGGUAAGUUACUGCUGCUUUUAACCGUCCACCACUGAUGGGGUUUUGGAGAGAGGACCCAAAGGGUGUAUUUACAUAUCUGCUGAAAAACUUAACUGCUUUCAGUACCUCCCUCUCCAUAUUAACCUUACAAAGGAAAACUAAUGGUAGCAUGAAUAUUUCUUUUUUUCUAGGGUAGCCAGAGAAUCUCCACAGACACCUUACCAAAACCCCAGUAUUUUGUGUACCCCAGGCUGGCCUCAAACUCCUGUUUUGUUUUGUUUUUUUCAAAACAACUGAUUUUUUUUUUCCUGUCUUCAAUGCUUAUAUAUGGUACUAGUUCAGAUAGCAUUUUCUUCCACAUAAAAAUCAGUGGAAUUUGAGGUUAUAAUCUAGAAGGACUUACAGUCAGCUGAUCUUGACCUUUUUUGAGCCUGGUUUCACUUUGUAGUGUGUCUGGGAGUUUUUUUCCCCCCACCCCUCACUCACACUGCUGGGAUUAAUGCCACCAUGUCAGGUGACACUUUUUAAAUGAGCUUUUAUUUUUAUGUCCAGGAACAUGUGGGUUAGAGAGGGAAAUAGUGUAAACAAAACUCAGGUUUAGGGGCCCCUGCCAGAGCAGACUUGAAGAAACAGAAAGCUUUGUUGCUGCUGUGAAUCCGUGCCUCUUUGGACAGUUCUCUCUACCAGUAGCACCAGAAGCUACACUAGAAACAUUCCCACCUGUGACUGGGUAGGAAGAAAUGCAGGCUAGGCACUUCAUGGUGUGCGGACGGAGGUCAGAAACUAGCAGUACUUGCUUCUUGCCAAAGGGGAGGGGAAGUUAAAGCCACUGGUUGCUCUUGAGGGUAGAAUAUUGUCAUUUUCUCUAUGGAGGAAGCUGCUGAGUUACUUGAAGAUGGGGAAGGUUUUUUUGUUUUGUUUUGUUUUUUUAGUUUUUCCUUUUGUUUUUUGAGUAUUGCGAUGUCAAGCUAUCAAUAGCCAUGUUACUAUUUGAACCUCCUUUUUUUUCCCCCUUUGUCUUAGAAAAGAGAAUACAUGAUUCUGAAUAUCAAAUCCAUAGGUUAUACUUUUGUUCAAAGCCUAAUUCACAGUGGUGUGAUUGUACUAACCACUAGGAGGAUCCCAUAUGCCUACCUGUUGCCAUGCCAAUGAAGAAUGAACUGGUGACAUCUGAGCAUGCUCUGUGGCUGUAGAGCAUCACAGUUGGGUGGACACUUUGUAUAUUGGGUGUGGGGGGUUUUCUAGAUCAUGGGGGAGGGUAAAAUGAUUUUGGGUGGGGUUUUUUGGUGGUUUUUUUUUUCCAGUUUUGGGGGUUUUUUGUUUUGUUUUUGCUUUUUAUGGAGGGUUGGGGAGUAUAGUACUCAGUUAUGCCCUAAAAAUAACAUGUAUAAAACCCUGAAGUGUGAUGUGGGUAUGUGUGAGUGCGUGUUUGUAAAUGUCUGGCAUUUAAACCUUUGUCUUCUGGAAGUUAGUGAAUUCUUUCCCUUUUCCUCUGGAAGUAUUUGUUACAAGAUUUGUAAAUAAGAGCUCUACAUAGUCUGUGUACCGUGAACAUAUUACAGCAAACCUUCCAUGCUUCAUUCCUCUGCAAGGCAUAAGACUGCCAGGUUGCUCAGCUCCCGUGAUCAGUUUGCCUUCAUUCAUCUUUUAGACUUAAUUUGACAGUUCUAAAAACUCCUAGUCUUCCUCAAUUUUAGUCUUUAAUCUUUCAUGUUCUGAGCAGAAAGGGUCAGAAAGUUAGCCUGUCUUCGGCCAUGGCUGAGAGCCUGGCAUCCUUUUCUUCAUACAGUAGUGUGGCUUGAUACAUGGCUAGACAACAGAGUGUUGGGCAUUCUUGCAAUACCUUAGCAGUGCUGAAAUUUGCAGCAUGGUACUAAGGAAGCUAAAGUUUGAAUGUAACCACUUUAUUUAAAGGGUUUUUUCUUUAAUUUAAAUGAUACCGAGUUGAAGUGAACAUGAUUUUGUUGACCAUGUUCAUGAAUUAUAGAUGCAACAUGCAUUGGUAGGCUCAUGUGAUGGUCUGAUGUGAUACUUCAUUUCAUCCAUUUACAUAAUCCUGGUCUGUACGCAUUUGCAUAAACAACAACAAACUCCUGCCUUGCUCUGAUUGAAGGAUUUCCAGGACUGCUGUCUGCUCCUGAACUUUGUUUUAAGUAUGCGUAUCCUUUGCUUGUAUUUUGUAUUAAGAAAUAAGGAAAAGAACCCCUUAUUGUUGAGCAUGUUGGUAUUGUCCCCUUUAUUUUUUUUCUCUUGGGGACAUUAUGAAGCAAGUUAUUCUUUUUCUGUAUCUUUUUCUUUUCUUUUGUAAACCUUUUGGUUUGUUUUGUUUAAAAAUGGCUUUAUAAAAGGGCUUUUGUAACCCA
This is a messenger RNA of Mus musculus (house mouse), 6096 nucleotides long. It is a transcript of the gene Nucks1, whose product is annotated as nuclear casein kinase and cyclin-dependent kinase substrate 1. Gene Ontology annotation, molecular function: chromatin binding; DNA-binding transcription factor binding; double-stranded DNA binding. Gene Ontology annotation, cellular component: nucleoplasm; cytoplasm; nucleolus. Gene Ontology annotation, biological process: regulation of DNA replication; replication fork processing; host-mediated perturbation of viral genome replication. Lineage: Eukaryota; Metazoa; Chordata; Mammalia; Rodentia; Muridae. The record is from RefSeq and is marked validated. The transcript has 7 exons. The coding region runs from base 277 to 981 and encodes 234 amino acids.